Molecule: messenger RNA, 3454 nt
Organism: Hemiscyllium ocellatum (epaulette shark)
Lineage: Eukaryota; Metazoa; Chordata; Chondrichthyes; Orectolobiformes; Hemiscylliidae
Gene: ppp1r21
Product: protein phosphatase 1, regulatory subunit 21
Exons: 22
Coding region: 456-2816 (786 amino acids)
Cellular component (GO): early endosome; membrane
Source: RefSeq, a predicted model, not a curated record
AGUGGGCCUGAAACCGGGUCCGUCUGUCGCGGUUGUCGCCUAUUUUCCGGUUUGGCCGGAGAAAGUAACUCCUUUUAACCCUUAUUCUGAAGGGCUCUGGCCGAGGCAAAAGAUUCAACGUCACAUUACAAAAAAAAGAAACGCGAAUUCUUCACGUUCUGGACAAUUGGUUCAGGGUGGAGGGACUGUUCUCAGACUGACGGGCCGAAGGGUCAGUCAGAUCAGUUGCAGGCAGGGCGGAGAGGUCGAAGGAACAAACUGCUUUUCACUUAGUGGCAGUCGAUCGCUGGCUGUCUUCUUCCCUCCCCGAAAAACAGCAUUAUUUUGAUGUCGCUGCUUGUGUGAGAGAGACGAAGCUCGAAUCCCCUGCCCUGCUCGCCCCCAAGUGAUGUGACAGGCUUUAGCUGCCCCUCCCAAGCACCGCUUCCCCCACAAGCUUCAGCCGCUUGCUGACCAUGGCUGCAGAUUUGCAUGCCAAGUAUCAGAAACUUGCACAGGAGUACUCCAAGCUACGUGCUCAGAACCAAGUACUGAAGAAGGCUGUUGUAGAUGAGCAAGGCCAAGGUGCAUCUUUAAAGGAGGAACUGAAAAUGAAGGACCAAAGUGUUAGAAAGUUACAGCAAGAAAUGGAUAGUCUGACGUUCCGAAAUCAGCAACUGGCAAAGCGUGUAGAGUUACUUCAAGAGGAACUAGUAACUACUGAGGCCAAAGGCAAGAAGAGCAAGCAGAAGAGUGUUGACCCUCCAUCUCAGAUGAGCCAACAGCGACAGAGUGUGUUUGAUGAAGAUCUGCAGAACAAAAUACAGGAAAAUGAGCGUCUGCACAGAGAAAUACAAGAAGCACAAGCGAAACACAGCCAUACUGAAACUGACCUCAGGGAGCGAUUACUGGUACUGGAGAAAGAUGCUAUGCAACAUAAAGCUGUGAUAGAUGGCUUGAAGAUGAAGUACAUGGACACCAUAGAAAAACUUCAAAACGACAAAGCAAAUUUAGAGGUGAAAUCACAAUCCUUGGAAAGAGAAGCAAAGGACUGUAGGCUUCGGACAGAAGAAUGCCAGCAACAGCUAAAGAAUAUCCAUACUGAUCUGAGUAGCCGUUUGGACCAGUCAUUAAGUAUUAUUCAAGACAAGGUACCAUUUAAUGAUACGAGUUGUGCAGAAUACAGCACAUUGGAUGUACCUGUACAUGAUAGAAGGCACCAACUGAAAGCUCGUGAUGUUAGUGGACAGGCACUGACUUUCCUUAGAGAUUUGGUUGGAGCAUUGCUAAAUCUUCAUACUUACACUGAGCAAAGAAUUCAGAUCUACCCCAUUGACUCUGCAACAGACACUAUAUCUCCACUGAACCAAAAGUUUUCUGAAUAUCUACAUGAAAAUGCCUCUUAUGUCCGUCCCCUAGAGGAAAGAAUGUUGAACCUAUUUGAGAGCAUUACUGAAGAAACUCUUACAACACUGGAAACUACUGUGAAGCUUAAACCAUUUUCAGAUGUCUUUACUACCUAUGUUUACUUCCUGAAGAAAAUUCUACCAUACCAACUAAAGAGUUUGGAGGAAGAAUGUGAAUACUCGGUGUGCACAGCUAGUUUACAAGCAAGAAAUAUGGAGCUGCAGAGUGACAUGAAAAAGAUGACUGCUGUCUUCGAAAAGCUGCAGGUUUACAUAAGUCUCCUUGCCUUACCAAGUACAAAACCUGAAAUGCUCCUUCAGACAAACUAUAAUGUAAUUUUCACACAGCUUGCUGCUUGUCUUCAUUCAUUGCAUGAUGUCAUGAAAGAUAUUUCCAAGCACUACAGUAAGAAGGUUUCCUUAGAGCAAGAGCUACCCACCAUUACACAGAAGCUUAAAAAUACCAAUGAUUGUAUUCUUUCUUCUGUUGUAGCAUUGUCAAAUGUUACAGGAAAGAUUGGCACGUUCUUCAGUAACAACCUGGACUUUUUCACGGUUCCUUCUGUGUAUAGCUCAAGGAUAGGAAUGGGUGUAAUUGACCCUCUUGCAGCAGAAUGUAUGCUAGAGAAUAAGAAGAAAGCAGCUGCAUAUAUUAAGUCUUUAAAGAAGCCUCGUCCAGGAUCAGUACCAUAUGAAGAAGCUUUGGCAAAUCGCAAGACUAUUCUGAGUUCCACUGAAAGCCGUGAAGGUCUUUCGCAACAGGUGCAACAAAGCCAAGAGAAGAUAGCAAAGCUGGAACAGGAGAAAGAACACUGGAUGUUAGAAGCUCAAUUAGCCAAAAUAAAAUUGGAGAAGGAGAAUCAACGUUUAACUGAGCUGGAAAAUCAAUUGAAACCUACAGUGACUGGGAAAAUGACUUUUGUUGGUGCUGUCCAGGAGAAUGGUACUAUUCCUAAACUUGAAGAAGAAUCGCCACUUGUUGAAAAGGAUUCCAAAGAGCCAGUUAGAAGCACUAGCCUGGUUGGAAUGUUGACCACUUCCACCAUCAACAAUGAGAUUCCUGAUGCGGAGUCACGUGAACAGUUGAUCAAAAAUCACUACAUGAUGAGAGUGGCUGAGCUAACCUCACAACUUCAGAUAGGUGACAGCAAGUCGGUGCAUUUCUAUGCAGAGUGUCGAGCCCUUGCUAAACGCUUAGCUCUGGCAGAAAAGUCCAGAGAAGCCCUCUUAGAAGAAGUAAAAGUUGCCAAUCAAAACAUUGUGCGAUUGCAGGAUGAGUUAAUGACUACAAAGAGGAGCUAUGAAGAUCAGUUGAGCAUGAUGAGUGAUCAUUUAUGUAGUAUGAAUGAGACUUUGUCAAAACAAAGGGAAGAAAUUGACUCUCUUCGUAUGGGCAGUAAGGGUAACGCAAAGAAAAACAGAGGGCGAUAAGAUCUAAAGACACCAGACUACUAGACAUCUGAGCAUUGAAGAUACAGCUGCUGUUAUCCAGAGGGAAUUUCACAAUGCCAAAUGAGUAUUUGUGCCGCAGUUCUUUCUGGGAGUAAAGGUGUUCAGUGAUUGUGGUAUUAGAGAGCCUAGGAAUCAAAAGGAAAUUGGACUUUAAGGGGUGAUUUUUUAAAAAGAAUCCUUACAAGUUUUAGGAACAUAAUGGAAAUAUUCUGGCAUUUAAAAUAUAUUCCAAAAACAUUGUACCUAUGAAAUUCCCAUUCAAUAGGUAAUUUGUAAUAAUAGCUUUUAAGAUUGUAUUUCAUUAGGUCAAUCCAUAAUGAAGGAGGUUUUGUACAUUGAAUUAUGUGACGAUGUGUAUGUUAAUUGUUUAACUAUUCUCUGAAAAAUGAGAGAUUUAGCAUCUUGUACAAAUCAAGUUUUUUGAUUUCUCAAAAUGUGGAGCACAAGUCUAAUUUGUUCCUUUGACUCCUGUUACUAACCUUGUUAAUACUGCACCAGCUCUCUCCUCUCCAUUUCACAUCCUUUUGCUCUUUUCCCCCCUAAAAAAUUUAAAUGUGAAAAUCUAUUUGGUGCAUAAACUGUAAAUGAAAAAUGAUCAAUAAAAAUGGUACAUUAUA